This is a messenger RNA of Carya illinoinensis, 1926 nucleotides long. RefSeq names its product cytochrome P450 78A3-like. Gene Ontology annotation, molecular function: heme binding; iron ion binding; oxidoreductase activity, acting on paired donors, with incorporation or reduction of molecular oxygen. The transcript is spliced from 2 exons. NCBI's taxonomy places the organism in Eukaryota, Viridiplantae, Streptophyta, Magnoliopsida, Fagales, Juglandaceae. The record is from RefSeq and is a predicted model, not a curated record. Bases 77 to 1669 code for a protein of 530 amino acids.
CAUGUUUCAACCCAAAUAAGGAAACACACGCCCAUAUUUCUUGGUCUGUCUUAAAUCUUUGUCUCCAAUUUCCACCAUGGAAACACAGGUGGAUACCUUGUGGGUUUUGGCUCUCGCUUCCAAAUGCAAAGCUUUCUCUUCCCCAAACACCCUUUUUCUUUUCGCUUUUAUAUGCAUGGCUUGGCUGGCCUUGGCUUUGUUCUACUGGGCUUACCCUGGAGGUCCUGCAUGGGGAAAAUAUUGGUCGAAAAUAUCAAAUAAGACCAAAGCGAAGAAAAUACCAGGGCCACGAGGGUUCCCGGUGCUGGGAAGCGUGAACCUUAUGGCUAACCUGGCUCACCACAAGCUCGCUGCAGCUGCCGAGUUGCUCGGAGCUAAGCGGCUCAUGGCUUAUAGUCUCGGGGAAACCCGCUUCAUCUUAACAUGCAACCCCGAUGUAGCUAAAGAGAUCCUCAACAGCUCAGUCUUUGCCGAUCGUCCGGUGAAAGAGUCUGCGUACAGCCUAAUGUUCAACAGAGCUAUUGGCUUCGCUCCUUACGGAGUUUACUGGCGAACACUGAGGAGAAUCGCAGCCACUCAUCUCUUCUGCCCCAAACAAAUCAACGCUUCAGAGUCUCAGAGGUUCGAAAUCGCAGCUCAAAUGGUAUCCAAGAUUGCAUGUCGUCCCGGCCGAGAGUUCUCUGUCCGCCAGAUACUGAAGCGAGCUUCGCUUAACAACAUGAUGUGCUCGGUUUUCGGUCGAAACUAUCAGCUCGAGCCAUCGAGCAGCGAAAGUAACGUACUUGGUCAGCUUGUGAAAGAAGGUUACGAGCUGCUGGGGAAGCUCAACAUGUCGGACCACCUUCCUUGGCUUGCAGGGCUCGACCUUCAGAAAAUCAGGUUCAGAUGCUCCAAACUGACCCCUAAAGUGAACCAGUUCGUGAACCGGAUUAUCCAAGAGCAUAGAGCCCAAACUGGGCAAAGAAACCAUGAUUUUGUGGAUGUUCUUCUCUCUCUGCAGGGGCCUGAUAAAUUAUCGGACCAGGAUAUGGUCGCCGUGCUUUGGGAGAUGAUAUUCAGAGGAACUGAUACUGUGGCGGUUUUGAUUGAGUGGAUACUAGCGAGAAUGGUACUCCACCCUCACAUCCAAUUAAAAGUGCAUGAAGAGCUCGAUAGGGUCGUCGGAAGAUCGCAGCCGUUGAAGGAAUCAGACAUCCAAUCAAUGGUUUACCUGCCGGCGGUCGUGAAGGAAGUUCUGAGGCUCCACCCACCAGGCCCACUUCUAUCGUGGGCCCGGCUCUCGGUCACGGAUACUACAGUCGAUGGAUAUGACGUGCCUGCAGGGACCACAGCCAUGGUAAAUAUGUGGGCAAUAACAAGGGACCCACAGCUGUGGACGGACCCACUAGAGUUUAUGCCAGAGAGGUUCGUGUGCAAGGAUGGUACUGACGUGGAGUUCUCUGUGCUGGGGUCCGACCUCAGGCUUGCACCAUUCGGAUCGGGUCGUAGGACAUGCCCCGGAAAGGCAUUGGGUUUGACCACGGUGACCUUUUGGGUGGCAACUUUGUUGCAUGAAUUUGAGUGGGUGCAAUCGGAUCACAAUCCGGUGGAUCUCAGCGAGGUCUUGAAGCUUUCGUGUGAAAUGGCAAACCCUCUUACUGUGAAAGUGGAACCAAGGCGCAGAUCAUAAGAAAUCAAAACGCCACAAUUCACAGAAUUACUUCUAUAUUGUAUAUGUAUAAAUAUAUAUAUGCAGCUGGUCCUUUAAAACAAAAUCUUAAUUAAGCCUCGGCAUGUCUCUGUUAGUGAGCAGCCAUUUGUAUGAGGUUGCAGGUUUAAUUUAGCGUCAGUGUGUGCUGUUUAAUUACUUCCUAUCAGCAAUAUCAGUGCUACUUAAUAACUUAAAUAUAUUUUACCUGUGCAAUGAAAGUUUAUCUUUUCUUCUUC